Messenger RNA from Frankliniella occidentalis (western flower thrips), 1851 nucleotides. RefSeq lists its product as uncharacterized. Gene Ontology annotation, molecular function: protein binding. The transcript has 6 exons. Lineage: Eukaryota; Metazoa; Arthropoda; Insecta; Thysanoptera; Thripidae. Bases 204 to 1736 code for a protein of 510 amino acids. The record is from RefSeq and is a predicted model, not a curated record.
AGACGCAUGACGCGCCUGUUCCUGUUGCGUCCCUGUUGACGUUGUUGUGUUGAGUCAGUCGGGCCACCAGCGCUUGUUCGUUUCCACCCAAGAUUUGUGUUGUUUGCCGUGAGCAACACAACGCGCUGUGACACGCCGGGCCGUCCUCUCUUAUUGUAGGUUAGACCGUCGUUGUUACGGGAGCACCUUAGAAGAGUGGAGACAUGCUGCAACUACCGACCCGGUCUCAAUCGCCCCGGCCAUGUGCAGGGACCAAGGACUGCAAGGACUCUGGGACAGCUUCCGAGGAGACAGCCACCACCGCCACGGCCCACCACGAAAAGCCGCCGCUGCUGCUGCCUGACCUCCCCGACCUGGCCCUCCUGCGCGUGCUCUCCUACGUGCGGCCCGAGGGCCUCUUCGCCGUCGGCCGCACCUGUCGGCGGCUGGGAGAGCUGACGAGAAGUGCGCAGCCGUGGCACGGCAAGCCCGAGCUCGAGCUGAAGAGUUGCGAUCAAGUGCGGGACCUGCUGAGGGUGGCCCCUCCUGUGGAAGAGUGGAACGUGUGUCGGGCUUCCGCGGAAACAUGGAUGGGACGGGCCGCGGUAUUCCUAUACCAGCAUGUCGCGAUCCGUGACCCCGACGCCACACGCCCCACUGGGGUCCUCAGGGUGGUCGUGAGAGGCCCGGGCCUGCCCAAGGAGGUCGCGAGCCUCCUCCGGGACGUGGCCCCGACCGUGAGGCGUCUGCGUCUCGCCUUCUCGAGGAAGCUGGACGACACGUUCGGCACCCUGAAGGACGCCAAGUGGAGCUCCCUGGAGCAUCUCGAUGUGACAGCGAAUCAUGUUGUUAAGGGCACAAUGUGGCCGCAGGAUAUGGUGCUGCCCAUGCUGCACACCGUGUCCCUUGAUCCAUGUCGUGGCAAACCAAAAGCAGGUGGUGGUCGGCAGGUCUUCUCUCCCGCAUACUUGGAGGCCCUCCGCUCGCUGCUGCGAGCACACAGUGGGCAGCUGCGCUGCGUGAAUGUGCGCGAGGAGGCACUUCUGCCCCUCGUCGACGCUUGCCCCAGUGACCUCCACCGCUUGCGCGUGGACUUGUACGGUGGUCGGGGUCAGGCAGAGGUAGCGGUGCUGCGUCGGUUGUGCGGGCUGAAAGAGCUCCGAAUCGCGUUGGGAAAGCAAGGUAUCAUCAUCCUCGGCGCUGGUUUCCAAGAUAAGGACGAUGUCAAGGUGCACACAUUGUUAACGUCUUGGACCGGUGCCCUCGAACGUCUCGAGCUCCAUUGGGUCAACCCUUUGACGAUUCGCGCCCUGGGCGAGAGUGUGAUCGGGAGCAGUCUCCGGUGCCUGGUUCUGGGCCAACCCAGCUACGACCGCAAGUUCGUCACGCAGUUACCGGCGGCGCUCGCCGCUCUGCCCCGCCUGCUCGCCUUCGUCCUGCUGCUGUGCCCCUCCUAUCAGAUGAGUGAUGGCGAGUCGCAGGAGGCGCGGCUGUCCAUGGAGCGGCUGCUGCGGGGCCUGGUGCGCCGUGCCGCGCAGGCGCUGCACGUGGUGUACAUGUACGACAAGCGAGAGGGCUUCACGUUGUACUUCGGGCACUCCGAGGCGGAGAGUGUCGGCUGCCAGCAGUGCGCCGAGGCCGCCGCCGCAGCGCGCCACGGCCUUCUCCAGUACGUCAGGCGGGUAAAUUGGCCAGUAAUCCGGACUCCUGAGGAGCAACCGAACUGGGGUCUGAAGCGCGUGCAAGUGCAACCGUAGAGGUAUUCGAUACCGCAGUGAAACUACAAGAGAACGCAUUCUCUUCGCAGUGUACCUGUAGACAGCUAUCUCACAAACAGCUCUAAAAUAAAGAGACCAGUUGGUUUUAGCACAC